UAAAAAGCAACAAGUCCGUGUGUUUCUACACUGGAUUGCCCUCCUAUGCCUGUCUUAUGAUGUUGUUUCCCUUUCUGAAACCAUUUGCAAAUGCAAUGAAAUAUUGGGACAACAAGAAAAAGGGACAGAGGGAAACGUAUCAGGAAGAUGAACAUGUUAACAAGCCGGGACCAAAGAGGCAGAUGCCAUUAUUUUCUGAAUUUUUAAUGGUUCUUAUAAGACUCAGGCUUGGACUGUUACAGAGUCACCUGGCAGACAUUUUUGCAAUUUCACAAAGUUCAGUUUCCAAGAUUUUUACAACUUGGAUUAAUCUUUUGUAUCAUGUAUUUAAGGAAGUUCUUAUAAUAUGGCCUGCAAAGGUUCAAAUUCAAAAGCACAUGCCUAAGAGCUUUAGUAGGUAUCCUCGGACCCGUGUAAUUAUUGACUGUACAGAGUUUUUUAUAGAGAAGUCCACUCAACCUUCAGCUCAGAAAAUUACUUGGAGUGAUUACAAGUCACAUAACACUUUCAAACUCUUGGUUGGUAUUUCACCCACUGGAGCCUUCACAUUUGUCUCUAAACUUUGGUCUGGUGGGGUCUCUGACCGAAAUAUAACUCAGAAAUCUGGACUGAUAGACAAGCUGGAACCUCUAGAUGAUGUGAUGGCUGAUAGAGGAUUCAAUAUUAGAGAUAUGGUCACAAAGAAAAAGGCCACAUUAAACAUUCCCCCCUUUGCAAAGGGGAAGUCCCUUUCAACAAAGGCAUGUACAAAAACCAGGAGAAUAGCUGCAGUUCGCAUACAUGUGGAAAGAGCAAUCCAGCGGCUCAAGUGUUUCCGAAUUUUACGUGGUGUGAUACCUAUCACCCUUGCUGCAGUUGCUGAUCAGACUGUGUUUGUAUGUGCAGCACUGUGUAACUUAAUGAAGCCUCUUGUUUCAAAGUAAAUGUCUAAAUAAUUUUCUUAUGUCUGUAUAAAUCAUAUGAUUUUUGAUCGAACUAAAAAAAAACAAUGAGCAUGUAACCCCUUACAGUAGCUACUAUACUAGGUAUAAAUGGAAUAGUUAUGCAUUUACAUAGGCUCAAUGUCACGAAAGGUUCAUAUUUGGAAGUUGAGUUUCUACAUUAUAUGUAUAUUUAUUUAUCUGUACUAUAUAACACUGUACGGUUCUGACCAUAUUUAACCUUUGGAAAAGCUAGUUCUGGUAAAAUGACCGAGUCAAAAAAUGAAUCCAGCUUAACUAGCACUGGAGACCAAAACUCUUGAUCAAACAACACUUUCUCAACAUAAAUACCACCAUCCCUGCCACAAGCAACAAAUAUGCCCCAGGGAUACGUUGUUGCAAACAUUUGUUGAUGUAGUUGAUAAAAGUAUUUAUGAUUUCUAUUAAGGGCUAUACCAUUGCUUCUUUUUAUACAAAUAUGCUGUUUCAGUAAAAUAUCUUCAAGGGUUUCCCCUGACUUCACCUGAAGAAAUUUCAUCUCAACCACACCUGGGCUAGACUCAGACUGAUCAUAUAUUAUUCUAUCUGGAGAGGCACCAAUAUGUCCAUGGGUCUUGCUAAUGACAAAUCCACACUUUUCGACUUUUAUAUCAGAAUGUCCAUUCUGUUUCAUGUAUUUUAUUAGUGCCUGUUCAAUUUCAUCCUCCUUUGCCAAGCCCUCCUUCAUGGCAGCUGUU
Messenger RNA from Pocillopora verrucosa, 1657 nucleotides. RefSeq lists its product as uncharacterized. Lineage: Eukaryota; Metazoa; Cnidaria; Anthozoa; Scleractinia; Pocilloporidae. The record is from RefSeq and is a predicted model, not a curated record.